Molecule: messenger RNA, 3564 nt
Organism: Haliotis rufescens (red abalone)
Lineage: Eukaryota; Metazoa; Mollusca; Gastropoda; Lepetellida; Haliotidae
Exons: 6
Coding region: 152-865 (237 amino acids)
Source: RefSeq, a predicted model, not a curated record
CUGUAAUGGUUGAGUUCUUGUGAAUACCUUCUCUAGAUAACCAUUCGGUGUGUUGGCUACGCUAGCGAGUUACAACAUCGCAACGGCCCAGGGACUGGGGAGUAGUGUCGGGAGUCUGCAGCAACUUCACUCUCCAAAGAACACAGCUAACAUGCGGUUGACGUAUGCGUUCACCGGCGUUGUUGUCGCCCAUCUACUGAUGACGUUGCUGACGGUGGUUGCGGCCCAAGGAACGAGGGGCGGACGGAGGAGACAGACAGCAGUGGGGCACUUCACCGGCUUUACACCACUCCCACCCGCACCGGAAGAGGUGAAUUGUCAUGUUGCAAUCAGAUUGACCGAGUACGUUGGAGGACGUUGUAUUCAACUGGGGACAAGGAACGUGUGCCAGUCCAGCACUGUGCUGGAUCCCUUCAGCAGCGAGUGUCACAACAGCAACAGACGGAGCAGAAACCGCCAGGCACGAAGGAGGGGGAGACACAGCAGCCGACGAAGACGGAAUCAGACGGCGAGAUCUCGAAGACUCUCGGAAGCAGGAAUUGGACCAUACGGAGAUUUGGCCACUCUCCUAGGAAACAACAACCUGGAGGACUUGAGCAGCUUCACACCGUCACCACCUGCCUUGGAGGAUGUGGAGUGCCAUGUAGAAAUUAGAAGGACUGAACAAGUUGGCGGACGGUGUAUUCAGUUAGGGGCCAACAGCAUCCACGCGUGUCAGGCUGGCGCCCAUCUGGACCCUUUCAGCCACGACUGCGAGAGACAAAAUGGCGGAAACCGGAACCGCAAUAGAAACAGAGGUCACAGUGUGAGACGGCCGUUCAGGGGACGGUCCGCUGGAAGCACGAGCCGUAACCCGCAUGCUUGAAGGUCAAGGUCACAAUGACGUAGGAGCUGUGAAAAGACAUAGUUGAAGCGGAUGUUAAUAUUGACCAUGCGCAGUGUGCAGUUGUAUACAUUACUACACUAUUGUGUUUUGGUGUAAUGUAAAUUUGGAUAUCAGUGCUGUGUUGUUUCUGUCUUCCAAACUGAGAAAUUACUUUGCCAUUAUUCAGGUGCAGUCAUUGUAUUCAGCCAUUUUCUAAAACAAAAAAAACCCCUUGUUAAUACAAAUGUAGUAAUCAUUAGAAAAUUGGUAAAUGGCUUUAGCUAUAUCAAAUUUAUUUUAGACUAUGAAUGUGUAUAUUUUGAAAUACGUCUCCUUCCUUUUAUAAGGAUAUUGUUUGUUAUUUGUAACCGUUUUUUACCCAACGUGUUGUGGCAAUUAUGGCCUGGUUUAACACAGGAUGUUGUGGCCUAUGUAUACCUGUACCUAGAAUAUCCAUGUCAGUGUAUUAACAUUACCUCUUUUGAUACAAACAUUGGCAAUUGAAUGUAUUUUCCCAACACUUCUCUAGUGAAUUAUUAGGAUUUGUUGUGCCAUACGUAUUGUGAUAGGUAGAUGGUUCAAGUAUUUAUGAGUUUAUGUUAACUUAGAGUUAGAAUAUGUUACAUCUGUUCCUUGUAUAUGUAUAACCAAACACAAGUCUGAGGUCACUCUGUAUGACAGUACUGGUAGACAUCAUACAAUUAAUCUGAAAUUAAUAGCUAGGUAUCAAAAGGUGGUUGGCUGGACGUUUAUUUUUCGGAGAAGCAAGGAGGGCUUUAAUAUGUUAGAGUUUGGGUCAAACUGUUUACAAUGCUAGCAUAUCACAAUCCAUUGCCCGUUGCACCCAUGCAGUGUGUAGAUACAGCUGCAUAACUUGAAGACAGUGUCAGGUUCAAGGUGAACAGAUUGACGCCUGGUGUCACUUUAAGGAUUCACUGUAUAUCGAGAUAGCAUAUAAUAAUGUGGAACUAUGAGGACACAACAUCGAUCGUGACUGACAACAUUCUGGGAAGCUAGAGUAUACUAAGCACCAAAAGAAACUUUUAAAAUUUUGUUAUAUAACACAACAUUGAUAGUGACUGAUUACUUUAGGACAAUGUCCGAAACCUCCAUGAGAUCUGAUUGGUUCACGUGAUCUUGAUAAAAUACUUUUUUCAUACCUCCAUGUCAGAAUGAUGAGAUCUGAUUGGUUCAAGUGAUCUUGAUAAAAUACUAUGUAUCCUGCCUGGGAUGGAAAUACAUUUCUGAGCGGGAGAAUAAAUCCCUUAUACCCCGCCACGAAUCAGACAGGCUGCACGUAGAUUUCUGAGCGGGGUAAUAAAUCCCUUGUACCCCGCUUCAAAGUAAAAUGCCUCACGUUUUCUCCAAGUCGAUGAAAGUCAUACAUAGGACAACUUAAUCUUAACUAAAUCGAACAGCUGUUUUCUAACAAUUUUGAAUUUGUUUUAAUUCUUUUACAGAGACAUAUUAAAACAUGUCGGUAAGAUAAAAUCGUUGCAGCAGCAACGCUCGUGAUACAUGGGUUUUAAUGCGUCCCUCACUAUCAAUGUUAUGUUAUACUACAACUUAUCCUAAUGUGUUCAGUCACUAUCAAUGCUGUGUUUUUUAUCAUAAGUUGUAGCAGUAUCACGAGGGGUACACGGGGUUUUAUGCGUCCCGUGUUAGGUUUUAUACCACGACCCGGAUUAGGACAAUCUGUCGUAUAACACAACAUUGAUAGUGACUACACACAUUAGGACAAUCUAUAGUAUUAGAUAGCAUUGUGACGAUAUACACCAAGAAGAGCUUAACACAGCAUUGAUAGUGACAACAAACAGGUGAUGCACGCUAUUUACACGUUCCACACGUUGACAGUCUCUAGCAUAGUAUGACUUGUCUUUAUGUUCAGCUUAAACUCCUUUGUUUCGACUUCAUGGCGCAUUACUGCUUAUGGCCCUUGUCCAAUACAAGAUUACCAUAUGAUUAAAUUUAUGUUUCGAUGAAGUAUUUCUGACGUUGCAUUGUAUAUCCAUGUGUGCUGCAGGUGCGGUUCAUGCUCAAGGUGGUAUUUGAUAGAGGUGAAGAUCAUGCGGCUCUGCUUCGCAUUGCACUGUCUCACGCAGUGUCCAAACACUGUAACCUGGUGUUCCCUAUUUUCGCGUUAUUUAUGGUAAACAGAUAUGGGAAGUGUACUCGUUGACAAUAUUUUGGCUGCGUAUUGAUACAAAAUCUUUCUAAGACUGUCAAAUUAUAAGGUUUAUAUUUAUGAUGUACAUAAGCUCUUUUUUAAUGGCUAGUGUUUAAAGUAAGAAAUGGCUAUUUUGUUAACUAAAUAAUGGCUAUUUGUGAAGUAAGUAAUUUUCUUAAUUAAGUUAAUGCUUAUUUGUUGAGUAAGAAAUAGGUAAUUAUUGAAUUAAACUAUGACUAAUUUGUAAAUUAAGUAAUGGCUUGUUUGAUAACUAAGUAAUGGCUAGUUUGUGAAGUAAGGUUACCAAGUUCUUACGCUAUUAACCAAAACCUCUUAUAUGUAGUGGUCAGAUGAUUGAGGGGCGGGUGGGUGUGUGUGUGUCAUAUCGCUGAUAUGCAUGAACAAGCUGACGAACGAGUCAUGAUAAAAAAACAACUUUAUUUUUUGGGCAGAUAAGAUUAUCGUAGGUGCUUGUUUCCCUUGUCCCUCAGGUAUUCCAUGCAUAUUAACGUUAAAACUGACAUGAGGCCAC